CCAUUAAUUUCAGUUUUCAACAGUAAUUAUCCAGCUAAGCCGACGUUGUGGAGUGAAAUCCGAAUUGAAUUUCAAAUCCCAGUUCUUCAAUUUCGAUAAUCAAAUUGCCGUUUCAUUAAAAAAAUUUCCCCUUUAUAUAGCAAAAAACAAGGAUCGCUUCGCUGCAUGCAAUCUUAGAGAGAGAAAGUCUCUUUAAGAUCGGUUAAACAGUCUUUUCUGAGUUUUCACAAUUUCAAAGACAUUUAAGGAGGCGGAAUUCAGGUAAUUACAUCUCUCGGUGAAUAAAGAUCAGUUUUGGGUAAGUCUGUUUUGUGAUCUGCAGCAAGCUGGAUUGAUGUGCGAUGCAGAGGUCACGGAAAGCUCUUCUACAAAGAAGAGCGGUAAAGGAGGCAAUUUGUGGCAAAAGUCGCUUGUAUAAGGUCUCUCUUUCUGUUGUUAUCGUUCUAUGGGGCGUUGUGUUUCUCUUAAAUACAUGGAUCGGCCAUGGCGAUGGCCAAACAGAAGUAUCAGAGUAUUCUGGUAAUGCAACAAGAUGGGGUGAAGAAGAAGUGUCUUUUGGCAGGGAUGUAAAUAAUAGAUUAUCUAUGGAUGAACAUCCAUCACAUGGAAUUACGAGAUGGGAUGAAGACGAAGCGUCUCUUGACAGGGAUGUAAAUCCUAGAUCAACAGAUGGAAAUACACAUCCAUCAGAUGGAACUACGAGAUCGGGUGAAGGUGAAGUCCCUUUUGAUAGGGAGGUGAAUAGGAGAGUAUAUGUAGAUGGACAUCCAUCGGCUGGAACAGUCUCUGAAAAUGGUUAUACCGAUGAUAAUAAGAGUGAAUCACUUGUUAAAUUGGCAAAAGAAAGUUCUGAAUCGGCUGCCGUAAGGAAAGAUUCGCCUGGGAAUAUGGAGAAGGACAAGUCAUUAACCAACGAGUUGUCCCGUGGAGUACAUAUAGGUCUUGAUGAAUUCAAGAACAAAGCAUUUAGCUCGAAACUUAAACAUGCAACGGGUAAAUCUGGAAGCAUAAUGCAUAGAUCAGAGCCUGGUGGAGAGGACUACAAUUAUGCUUCUGCUUCUAAAGGAGCGAAGGUUUUGUCUUUCAAUAAGGAAGCCAAGGGCGCUUCUAAUAUAUUGAACAGAGACAAAGACAAGUACCUUCGAAACCCUUGCUCAACCGAAGAAAAAUUUGUCGUGAUAGAGCUUUCUGAAGAAACGUUGGUCGAUGCUAUAAAGAUAGCAAACUUUGAGCAUCACUCUUCUAAUUUGAAAGAUUUUGAAUUAUUAGGCAGUGCUGUUUACCCCAGUGAUUCGUGGGUAAGUCUUGGAAGUUUUAGUGCUCAAAACAUGAAACAUGCGCAGGACUUUGUUCUUCCGGAGCCAAAAUGGGCGAGAUACCUUAAACUGAACUUGUUGAGUCAUCAUGGUUCGGAGUUCUACUGCACACUGACGUUCAUUGAAGUGUACGGUGUUGAUGCUGUUGAGAAAAUGCUUGAGGAUCUGAUUUCAGCUCAAGAUAAGGUGCCCCCAUCUGGGGAAAUAUUAGAGGAUAAGAAGUCUGGUUCGAGCCAACACGUGAGCACUGAAGUUGCGGGUGAUGAAGAUCUAGUUGAAGAAACUGAUACUAUGAUCAGAACCCCUGAAGAAAUCCGUCAUAAACAAGUAAAUCGGAUGCCUGGGGAUACCGUUCUUAAAAUUCUAAUGAAAAAGGUUAGAUCUCUGGAUCUGAAUCUAGCUAUUCUUGAGCGGUACCUAGAGGAGAUUAGUAGCAGAUACGGAGACAUUUUCAAGGAAUUUGAUAGAGAUAUUGGACACAAGGGCGAACUUCUAGAGAAGAUAAUAUCCGAUCUCCGGAGCCUAUCUCGAAGCAAUGAAGAUAUGAGCGAGGAGAUCAGUGAGCUUUUGUCUUGGAAAUCUCUUGUUUCCGUGCAGCUGGACAGUAUACUCAAAGAGCAUGCCCUCCUCAGGUCGGAAGUGGAGACGGUAAGAAGGGAUCAAACACACAUGGAGAAUAAGGGAAUUGUGAUAUUUCUUGUUUGUGUGGUGUUUGGAUUCAUGGCAAUUUUGAGGUCAUUUGCAGAUAAGGUGGUACAGAAUAUGAAUAUGAAUGUGGAUAGUUGCAGCAGUGAUUGUGUUUCCAGGAAAUUUUGUUCAGAGAAGUCAUCCUGGUUUUACCUAUUGCUCAGCUGUAGUAUCACUAUAAUUAUUCUCUCAUUAUAGAGAUUUUUCUUCA
Messenger RNA from Salvia hispanica, 2214 nucleotides. Its product is annotated as SUN domain-containing protein 4. Gene Ontology annotation, biological process: protein folding in endoplasmic reticulum. Gene Ontology annotation, cellular component: cytoplasm; membrane. The record is from RefSeq and is a predicted model, not a curated record. NCBI's taxonomy places the organism in Eukaryota, Viridiplantae, Streptophyta, Magnoliopsida, Lamiales, Lamiaceae.